This is a messenger RNA of Sesamum indicum (sesame), 1368 nucleotides long. Its product is annotated as Ribosomal protein L4/L1 family. Gene Ontology annotation, molecular function: structural constituent of ribosome. Gene Ontology annotation, cellular component: ribosome. The record is from RefSeq and is a predicted model, not a curated record. Gene Ontology annotation, biological process: translation. NCBI's taxonomy places the organism in Eukaryota, Viridiplantae, Streptophyta, Magnoliopsida, Lamiales, Pedaliaceae.
CACCCGUCAAAACCGCAAAAGGGUUUAUGCAAGGGUUUCGUUUUGGGAUUUGCAGCAAAUAUUUCCCCCCUGCACUCUCCAUUUCUACUCCGUACUCGAUCUGUCUAUUGCAGCUGAAUGAGUAUGAGAAAAUGAAGUAUGUGACUUUUAAUUGAUUGUAGCUGGAAUAUUGUUCCCGGAUUUUAGAUACCUGUUCUUGCCUGCUGCAUUGGCGAUGGCAUUGUCGAUUUCAAGGAGAGUAUUGCGUGCCUUAGGCUCCUCUGAUUUUUCAUCGCUACCAUUUUCUCUGUCCAACGCACUCCAUGGUCAUGGUUUUACGGAUAGCUCAUCUUCAAAGCAAUCUUCUGUACUUAGAAAGGCGCCCUUUGAUGCUUACCGAAGGUUUUCUACUACCAUUUUGACCCCUGAUUCCAGUGAAGGCUCAUUUCCCUCACAUUUGUUAUCCUCUAAACGUGUGCUGACUCCUGACCGGGAAAUAGGUCUCUAUCAGGACCUGGUGAUUCCUGUUACAAAUUUUCACAAUGAAGAUAAGGGUUUUAUGGUAUUGGCUGGUGAUGUUUUUGAUGUACCAAUUAGGAAGGAUAUUAUUCAUCGUGUCGUAAGAUGGCAGCUCGCUAAACGGCAACAGGGGACUCAUUCAACCAAAACUAUUAGUGAGGUUAGUGGGACUGGUAGAAAACCUUGGCGGCAGAAGGGUACUGGUCGAGCAAGGCAUGGAACAUUGCGUGGUCCACAGUUUAGGGGCGGUGCUACCAUGCAUGGUCCAAAGCCACGAAGUCAUGCUAUCAAGCUAAACAAAAAGGUCCGCCGGCUAGGGUUGAAGAUUGCACUUUCAGCCCGGGCAGCAGAAGGAAAGCUCACAGUUUUUGAGGAUUUAGAAGUUCCUUCACACAAGACGAAGAACAUUGUGAACUAUGUCCAUCAAAUGGAGAAUACUAAGAAACUUCUGCUGGUUGAUGGUGGUCCAAUUAAUGAAAAGCUGAAGUUGGCUACUCAGAAUCUGCACUAUGUAAAUGUACUCCCUUCAAUUGGUUUAAAUGUUUACAGCAUCCUGCUGCAUGAUACGCUAGUAAUGUCACGUGAUGCUGUGAAUAGAAUAGUUGAAAGAAUGCAUACUCCAAUCAAUCGCUGAUUCAGUUUCUCAAUGCCGAUUCCCAAACUGAGUUUUGGUAGUUUAUCUUGACAAAGUCAUAGUCAGAACAAUAGUCUGAAUGUACUUUUUAUGGCAAGAAACACCUGCAACUCUGUUUGCUAGAAUUCAGUUUUCAAAUGCUGAAUUACAUUAUGAAGAGAGAGCUAAGGCUGGGGUUGUUUGCAUCUUCUUGAAGACAAUAUAGGGACUGCAAUUAAGUUCGUUUUCACUGUUUC